UACUUUCAAGCAUGAACAGAUCAUAUUAAUUACAGAAAGAAGUAAAAUCUGAGAGACCCAUUUGGGGAAGGUAAAAAAGGAACGGAAUGGUUAAGUGGGUACCCCAUAUUCAAGCCAAAGCUUGGGGUUUGUGGCUUUUGCAACUGGUUUUGGUGGACCAUAAUGGGAAGAAGAAGGAGAUUGAGAUAGAUGCAAACUCGCCUUCACUUCACUGGACCACUGAUGUUGAAUUUUUUCUUAAAUUUAGAAAGAAAACAGAGGAGGAGGCAAUGAGGGAUGAGAAUUCAAAGAAAAGCAAGCUCUCAUGGUCCAAGAAAAUGGUGACAAAAUGGUUUAAUAUCAAAACUAGAACUGGAAGGGAGGAUUAUCUGGAAGAUCAUGGUGUUCAUGAAGAGAAAUCUAGUGAGAGAGUAGAGCGUAGCCAACAUGAACUUAUGAAUAUCGACGAUCCUCGUAUCGUAGACGUACAGAACUAUAGCAUUUUUGUUGCUACAUGGAAUGUUGGUGGCAGAUCCCCUCCUAGUAAUCUAAGUUUGGAAGACUGGCUUCAUACUUCAGCCCCUGCAGACAUUUAUGUACUUGGAUUUCAAGAGAUAGUACCAUUGAAUGCUGGUAACGUGUUGGGCGGGGAGGACAGCGGUCCGGCCAGAAAAUGGCUAACGCUCAUUCAGAAAACGCUAAACGAUCUUCCCGGAACAGGAGAUGAAGGGUGUUCCUACAUGCCAUCUCCCAUCCCUGAGCCAGUCAUGGAAGUUAAUGAUGAUUUUGACGAAUCAUUGAGGCUGAAGAACUCAUCUUACUUUCUUCGUCGAUCGUUUCAUACAACUAAUAGUGGUGGAUCAUCAAACCAACUUGAUAGAAGAUUUAGCAUCUCGAAUCAUGUGAUGUUCGACCACCGGUCUAGUGACUACGAGUCGAGUUUCAGAUGGGGACACAGGCUAAGUAACUAUACCAGGAAAAGUGAUUAUUGUAGGCAAAGCAAUGAGUCAAGGCCAAGUGAUUACUCGAAAUGGGGAUCGUCCGAAGAUGAUGGAUGUCAUGGGGAUUUGACUAGUGAAACGUUAUAUUCACCGCCGUUAUAUAAUGGAUCCACAUCCAAGGAAGACGAACACGGGACGUCGGGACAUUCACGGUAUUGCUUGGUUGCUAAUAAACAAAUGGUUGGUGUUUUUCUCACGAUAUGGAUCAGGAGCGAGUUGAAGGAUAGCAUACGGAACACGAAAGUAUCCUGUGUUGGUAGAGGAUUGAUGGGUUACCUAGGAAAUAAGGGAUCAAUUUCAGUCAGUUUGUCUUUGCAUCAAACAAGCUUUUGCUUCAUCUGUAGUCACUUAACCUCAGGACAGAAACAGGGCGAUGAGUUAAGAAGGAAUUCUGAUGUGAUCGAGAUACUGAAGAAGACUCGGUUUCGGUCUGAUCGAGCCUUUCCUCAUCAGAAAUCACCCCAAACGAUCCUCGAGCAUGAUCGAGUUAUCUGGUUUGGGGAUUUGAAUUACCGAAUCGCUCUCUCUCACCGCUCGGCCAAGGCGCUUGUUGAGAUGCAAAAUUGGAGAGUAUUGCUUGAGAAUGAUCAGUUACGUAAUGAGCAGAUUUACGGUCGAGUCUUCGUUGGAUGGAACGAAGGCAAUAUAUAUUUUCCACCAACUUACAAAUACUCGAAUAAUUCAGACCAGUACUCCGGGGACGGUAUGUACUGGAAGGAGAAACGUAGGACUCCUGCUUGGUGUGAUCGGAUUUUGUGGUAUGGGGAAGGUCUCCAUCAGUUGUCGUAUGUUCGAGGUGAGUCCCGGUUUUCGGAUCAUAGACCUGUUUAUGGCUUGUUUUGUGCUGAGGUAGAGUCAAACCGUGGCGAAUCAAAGAAAAACAUGGGUGGUAGUUCUAAGGUUGAUGUGGAGGAGCUCCUACCAUACUCUCAUGGAUAUACUGAGCUGAACUUUUACUGAAAGAGUGUCAUGAAACAGUAAUACAUUGCAGCCACGAUACUCUUCGAACGGUUCUCAGAAAGCUUUCAUGUCCAGAAAGCGGGACGGUCGGUGAUCCACAGUGGUUUCCAACAGAUCAUGACCUCAAAUAAUCAAAACUCCAUUAGUUCCGAGUCUUUUGCAGGUGAUUCAUUGGUAGAUUAUGAUGAUCAUGAUUUUAUUCUGGGCUCAAACUCCAGCCGAAGAUGGUUCAGGCAUUCUGAAACAUAUGGAACAACAAGUUUUGACGAGUUUUUCUGAUAGAACCAGGAACAAGGUUUGAAGAAUGAUCUUGAAAUUUUGGAAUCUUGGGUACAUCAGAAACCGAGCCCGAGCAUAAACAUAUCUCAGUGAUAAUGAAUAGCUAAGUUAAUCGAUGUAUCGAGUUCAUGACAUUUAACUAUAUGAAUUUUGUAGACAUGGAUUCAACUAGUAAAUAGAAUUACACAAUCUACAGACUAAGAUGAAGGUUUA
This is a messenger RNA of Cucurbita moschata (crookneck pumpkin), 2432 nucleotides long. Its product is annotated as type IV inositol polyphosphate 5-phosphatase 7-like. Gene Ontology annotation, biological process: phosphatidylinositol dephosphorylation. Gene Ontology annotation, molecular function: inositol-polyphosphate 5-phosphatase activity; phosphatidylinositol-3,4,5-trisphosphate 5-phosphatase activity; phosphatidylinositol-4,5-bisphosphate 5-phosphatase activity. NCBI's taxonomy places the organism in Eukaryota, Viridiplantae, Streptophyta, Magnoliopsida, Cucurbitales, Cucurbitaceae. The transcript is spliced from 11 exons. Bases 87 to 1940 code for a protein of 617 amino acids. The record is from RefSeq and is a predicted model, not a curated record.